UAAUAUUCAGUAAAGCAUCAAUAAUUAUAUUCAUCGAAGUCCCAAGCUCAACUUUAACAAAUUAAAUGUGACCAAUAACUAUUGUUCUAAGAAUUAUUUGCAUUCAUAAAAUUUUUUUAGUUAGAUACUUAAUAUGUAAUUAUAUACAUAUUUAUAAUAUUAGAUUAAAAAAUGUUGACAUAAGCUCAUCGUGUUUUUAUGUUACUCCGAAGUCUAAAGAAGUUCAAAAAUGACUUUAGAAAUUAUUAAAUAAUACUUGAUUAAAAAAAAUGGGAAAUUUAAAGUGGACUAAAUCAUCUGUACAAAAACGUCUCCCUAACAAAGUAUCUCAAUUUUAUUAUUCUUAUGGAUUAUUUUGUUCUUCUCAUCCUAUCAUUGCAUUAGUGUUGUCUACAUUCAUAGUCAUAUCAUGCAGUUUAUCCUUGUUUGGUUUGCCACUAUUUAGCAAUGUAGCUCAUUCAAUUGUUACACCAUCAAUCGCACCAGAUAAUGUUACUAAUCGUUGGUUUCAUGGACAUCCUAGUGUAUACAUUCAACAGAUUAUUAUGAGAUCAAUGGUAACGCCUUGGACAGAAGAUUUAGUUUUAUCUGAUGCUUUUAGAGGUCCUCUUGCUGAGUCUUUUAAAUUAGUUGAAAUAAUUAGAAAUUAUCAGUUUGAAAAAAAAAUUUCUUUGACCGAUGUUUGUUUGCAUGUAGAAAAUAUUAACUCUGAUGUUAAAAUAUUACCAGAAUAUAACUGUUUAAUAGUGUCACCAUCUAAUUUAUGGUACCAAGAUCCAGAAAAAUUUCGUGCUGACAGCAAUCUUAUAAAAACAAUUUUCACUUUUCAGAGACCAUCAAAUGUAAAAAUUAGUAUACCAGAGAUAAUUUUUGGGAUGCCUUUAAAAGAAACUGGAAUUAAGAGAUACUCUGUACAUCCUCGUCAAAGAGUUGUUCAAUUUGCCAUAACAAUUUUUAUGAAACGUUUUGUUCCACAGUACAUUCAAGGCUUAAAAAAUCAUCUUAAACAAAUAUAUCCUGUAGAUGUCAAGCAAUCCCAAACACUUUCAGAGACAUCCACUUUUCAUAUUUACUAUCCAGGAGAAGUUAAUUAUGAAACAAUUUUUGUAUUGAUCACUUGUUAUAUGCUAUUAUUUGCAUAUGUUUAUUACUCUAUUCAAAAAAUGGAUGUUUUUGUAUCUAAGGUAGGAAUCAGUUGUGGGGCAGUUAUUACUGUAGUUUCAACACUUUUGACAACUGUAGGAUUGUGUUUCAUUUUUGGAUUAGAUUUUACAAUCAGUUUUCAAAGUCAGAUGGUAUUUCCUUAUCUUGUAAUUGUAGUUGGUCUUGAAAAUAUGUUAAUAAUAAUCAAAUCUGUUGGUUCAACAGCACCUAAUUUAGAUGUAAAAAUAAGGCUAGCUCAAGGAAUCAGUAAAGAAGGAUGGGCUAUAACACAAAACCUUUUGAUUGAAGUGACUAUUUUAACAGGUGGCUUGUUAACUUUUGUUCCAUCUAUACAAGAAUUUUGUAUAUUUGCUAUUGUAGGAUUAUUAUGUGACUACUUUUUUCAAAUGGUAUUUUUUCUUUCCCUAAUAUCUUUAAACAUUAAAUCUGUUGAAGACUCGACUUAUCAAAAAACAUAUUAUCCGUUUUCAUUUGCAAAUUUUGCUAAUAAAAUGCAUAAAUCUAAUCCUCCAGCCUUAAAGCAUACCAGUCGAAGUGGAGUAAUGUUGAAAUCAGCAUCACAUCCGCGGUUAAAUGGUUUACAAAUUAUGGCAUCAUUGGAAGAUCCACACCGUAAGCCACUGUCAAAACGUUUAAGACUUCUUUAUUUUUGGGCUUCUAUAAGAAUUGUCCAACGUGUUCUAAUGUUAAUUAUGAUAAUUUGGAUAUCUGGAAUAAUUUACAACACAAUAACAAUUCAAGAGUUUUUUGAUUUAAGAAAAUCGACCUCUUCUGAUUUACCUAAAUCUGAGCACAAGUCUGAUAUUCAUUUCCCUCUUGCUUGGGAAGAAGGUAGAAGAGCAGUUAUUAUAGAAAAUAAAGCAAGGGUUGCAGACAAAAAAGAAAAUGACAUAGUUAAAGAGGUGAAUUAUACAAAAGAAAAUGAUUUUCCGUAUCACAUACAAUCUUUAAAUGUAGAAAAAUGGCCAUGCUGGCCAAGACUUUCAUGGUAUAAUUGGCCAUUUUUAUUGGGCUUAUAUAACAUAAGUAUUGCAGGAACUUAUAUAUCUAUACCACAACCAAUACUUUUGGCUCACCCUGUAACACCAAAAGAAGCAAUGAAAUUACGAGAACCACUCUAUGAGACUGAUAAAUCAUUUCCAUCUCAUUGGAAGUCAUUAGCUGCUGCUCUUGAUCCUUUUGAUUUUGUUGAUACCCAUAUAGUUGGUCCUUUGGAGAGUAGGAAAGAUAUAAAUAUUGAUAAGUCAUCCGAACCAUUUAUACCUACAUCACCAUCUGAACUUAUGUUAAUUACAGUUUUAUGCUUAAUAAGCAUAUUGGUAUUAGUCUAUACAUUAGUAAUGCUUUAUCGAUGUGUCUGUAGUCGAAAUUAUGCUGAGUGGAGAGCAGGAUGGAGUCAUGAUCUAAAUUAUGUUCAGCAUGAUUCUGGUAUACAGGUUAUCUUAGAAGCUGUACCUAUUGAAUUUAAAGGUCAUAUACAAUCAGUAGAAUGUAUUGCUACAUAUGGAAACAUUAUUGUUAGUACAUGUCUUGGUGGCUGUGUUAAUGUAUGGAAUGCAUUAACUGGAGAAUUAAUUUCUUCUAUUGAUCGAAAAAAUGUUAAUGAUUUAAGUGAUGAUGAUGAAGAUGACAUAUAUUUACUUGAAGACACUUCAAAUGAAUUUUUUGAUGAAUCAUUAAGUUCUGUUAGUAAUAUUCAGUUAUCAGAGUCUCCGAAAAAUACUGAUCAAUUAUGUUCAAGAUGUAAAAAUGUUAUUCUGAGAGAAGAAAAUUAUAAUGACUUAAUAAAUUUUGAUGCAAAAAUAUCUAACAAUAUUCUAAGUAACAAAAAAAUUGAAUGGGAUGUAAAAUCAAAAAAUGAUUCUGAAAAAGAUAUGAUUGACUCACAAAUAUGGUGUGUAGAUUGUAAUGAGAUUGUGGUUGUCUUAGGGUGUGCAGAUGGCUCUCUUCAAUUUUGGGAUUUAUAUAAUGGAUUACUUAAAUGUAAAUGGCUAAGUGAAACAAAAGAUGGAUUUACUGCUAUUAAAUUAAUUAAUAAAUUUGUUGUUGGCGUAAAACUCAGUGGAUCUCUAGAUUAUUUCAAACUUGAUAUAUUCUGUGAAUCUACUUUAGUAGAAACAUCUACAAAGUUAAUAAAUACAUCUUUUCAUAGAAAGCAUAUAAGAACUGGAAGCAUAGGAUCAGCUCUGAAAAUAACUAACUCAUCAAAUGAUGUUGUACGUUGUCUUCAUUUAGAGUCUAUAAAAGCUCACAACCAACCAAUUACAGUUUUAGAAACUAAUGGAGAUUAUAUUGUCACUGGUAGUCAAGAUCAUAUGUUAAAGAUUUUUAGGAUUGAAGAUCGUCAAUUGUUGUAUACAUUACAUGGUCACUAUGGACCUAUAACUUGUCUAUUUAUUGAUCAAGUAAAUCCACACAUGGCAGCUUCUGGUAGUCAAGAUGGAAUGAUGUGUGUUUGGGAUUUAGUUACAGGAACUUGUAUGUAUACAGUGAAAAGUCAUGAUGGAGCAGUUUUAGGUUUAACUUGUUCUGCCAGCUAUGUACUAAGUAUUGGACAAGAUGAUCGUAUUUGUGUUUGGGAUCGAUUUCAAGGUCAUCAACUCAACAGUAUUCAAAUUAAUAAUGUUUAUUGUUAUAACUUGGCUAUGCUAACCCACAAUUUGCUCAUUACUUCUAAGCAGGGCUGUAUAGUAAUAAUGGACGUUCAAACUGGUGAACCUAUCAAAAUAUUUAACUUAGGUGAUUCAGAUUGCAAUGUUGUUACGCAAAUGAUGACGUUAUCUGACAGCAUUGUUUGUGAUUACGGAACUGAGCUACGUGUUGUACGUUUCCCUAUGAUUGCUACUAAGGAAGAUUAAUAGCUUAUUGUUAAAAAAUUAUAAAUAUAUAUAUAUUUUUAUUAUUAGAUUGAUCUCAAACUAUAUUAACAAAUUAAUUUUUAUUGUUAAUUGAGUAUUUUUUUAAAUAAAAUACAAAAAAAAUUA
Molecule: messenger RNA, 4148 nt
Organism: Daktulosphaira vitifoliae (grape phylloxera)
Lineage: Eukaryota; Metazoa; Arthropoda; Insecta; Hemiptera; Phylloxeridae
Gene: SCAP
Product: sterol regulatory element-binding protein cleavage-activating protein
Exons: 21
Coding region: 270-4022 (1250 amino acids)
Biological process (GO): SREBP signaling pathway
Cellular component (GO): Golgi membrane; endoplasmic reticulum membrane
Molecular function (GO): protein binding; sterol binding
Source: RefSeq, a predicted model, not a curated record